AUGCGUGCGUGGGCCCCGCUCGGAGUGCUGGCCUCGCUGGCCUACUGCUUCCAUCAGCGGAGGGUGGCCGUGGCCGAGCCGCGCGGAGCCGGCGCCCGGCGUCCAGUGGACCGUCGCCGGCUGGAGCUGAAACUGGUCCAGGUGGUGUUUCGACACGGGGCCCGGAGCCCGCUCAAGCCGCUGCCGCUGGAGGAGCAGGUAGAGUGGAACCCCCAACUCUUAGAGGUUCCACCCCAAACACAGUUUGAUUACACAGUCACCAAUCUGGCUGGUGGCCCCAAACCACAUUCUCCUUACGACUCUCAAUACCAGAAGACCACCCUUAAGGGAGGCUUGUUUGCUGGGCAGCUGACCAAGGUGGGCAUGAAACAGAUGUUUGCCCUGGGAGAGAGACUGAGGAAGAAUUAUGUGGAAGACAUCCCUUUUCUUUCACCAAUCUUCAACCCAAAAGAGGUCUUCAUUCGGUCCACCAACAUGUACCGGAACCUGGAAUCUACUCGCUGCUUGCUGGCUGGGCUUUUCCAACGUCAGAAAGAAGGACCGAUCGUCAUCCACACGGACGAUGCAAGCUCUGAAGUCUUGUACCCCAACUACCAAAGCUGCUGGGUCCUGAGGGAGAGAAUCAGAGACCGGAAGAAGGCUGCCGCUCUGCAGCCAGAGAUCUCGGAGGAUUUGAAAAAGGUGAAGGCGGCGAUUGGCGUGGACAGUGGUGACGAAGUGGACUUCUUCGUUCUCCUAGACAACCUGGCUGCCGAGGAGGUACACAGCGUCCCAAGCUGCCCCGCGCUGAAGCGGUUUGCCCGGCUGAUCGAGCAGAGAGCUGUGGACACGGCCCUGUACCUCAUGCACCAGGAAGACAGGGAAGGUCUUCAGAUGUCAGUGGGCCCAUUCCUGCACAUCCUGGAGGGUAACCUGCUGAAGGCUGUGGACCCUGCCACCCCACCCGGCCAGCUCAGAAAGUUGUACCUCUAUGCGACUCACGACGUAACCCUCAUGCCUCUCCUAAUGGCCCUUGGGAUUUUCGACCACAAGUGGCCUCCAUUUGCUGCUGACCUGACCAUGGAACUUUACCAGCACCGAGAGUCUAAGGAGUGGUUUGUGCAGCUCUCUUACCACGGGGAGGAACAAGUGCCGAGAGGCUGCCCUGACAAGCUCUGUCCACUGGACCAGUUCUUGAACACCCUGUCAGCUUACACUGUAGACCCCCAAAAAUACCGCACACUCUGUUCCCAAGCACAGGCAAUGGAAGUUGGAAGUAGAGAGUGACUGACUUAUACAGACAAGUUGAUUUUGUCAUGUAUAUGUGUGUGUGUGUAUUUUUCAAGGUAGGGUCUCUAACCCAGGCUGACCUGGAACUCUGCGACUCCAUGGCUGGCCUCAGACUCCUCCUACCUCAGCCUCCCAAGCGCUGGGAUUAAAGGCCUGUGUGCCACCACGCCCGGUUUACAGAUUGAUGCUUAAAUAAAGUGCCUUUACGCAACGUC
Messenger RNA from Jaculus jaculus (lesser Egyptian jerboa), 1484 nucleotides. RefSeq names its product acid phosphatase 6, lysophosphatidic (gene Acp6). Gene Ontology annotation, molecular function: phosphatase activity. The transcript has 10 exons. Lineage: Eukaryota; Metazoa; Chordata; Mammalia; Rodentia; Dipodidae. Gene Ontology annotation, biological process: dephosphorylation. Bases 1 to 1266 code for a protein of 421 amino acids. The record is from RefSeq and is a predicted model, not a curated record.